CGCUUUCUAUCACACAACGUCAUCGCGUCCCUUGCGUGUGUGUGCGUGUGAGAGAGAGAGGAAUUCGAGAAGGUGGCGAAGAGAGAGAGAGAGAGAUUGUGAAAUCAUGAAAAUGGUUUGUUGUUGUCUGAAGGAAUAACCUAUGCGACAAAAAAAAUGUAUACAAUUCAACGGCGAUCUUCUUUUGCGUCGUCCCGGGGUUGCAGUUGGGGCUAAGGAAGGCUAAGCUGAUUGCUGCUGGCUGGUGACUUCCCUUAGAAGCUGGUGUUGGACUGGAGCAGCCAGCUAGGGCCAUGAGCCAGAAGUCCCUCUUCUCUCUGUGGACCAGAGCCAACAUGGAGGUUUAGACCAGACAGACGCCGAGCAAGUGUUCAGUGCUGUGGGUCCUCUGCCUGGGAAUGGAGUGGUGUCAGCUGCAGACUGGAUGACAGGGUCUUCAGGGGAUAGCCCACCACUAAUCCGUUACGUUACGGUAACACUGACGGCGAGAGACAUCCUCACCCCGGCGACCACAACAGAAUCUACCUCUUUUUCCUCAUCCGACUCUAUCUGGACUCUCUCCUGGUCCCCUCUACUGCCCCCUCCUUCCCUUCCCUCUCCUCUCCUCCUCUUUCCCUCACCUUCUCUCCUCCCCUCCUCUUCCCUCUCUCAAUCUCUUCCUUCUCUCCUACCUUGUUGUCCAUGUGCCAGCACCUCUCUCCUGCUGCUGUCUGAACCCUGAACAUUGGCCUCUGACCCUUGAUCCCUCUGGAGGUCAGGAUGAGCUGGCUGAGCCGGCUGACCCCCCGGGGUCCGGGGGGCAGGUCCAGUAGGAACGUAGCCUCUUCCAGUCCCUGUACUGCUGACCCAGAGACCUGCCUCAUGGUGUUCGAGAACCACUGGAGACAGUUGUCCUGGGUGCUGGAGCAGCAGGAGCCGUCAGGAUGUAGCGAUGACCUCACCGCGGUGCGGAACCACACCGAUCAGAUGCUGUGCCUCCUGGCUGAAGAGCGACCGGGAGAAGUGGGCGAGGGCCCCCCCGGGACGUUAACUUCCGGGAACGUCCCCCCGGUGGGACCCAUCCUGGGUCUGGUGGUGACCGAGAACGUCCUGGAGCGAGUGGUGCAGUGGCACCUGCGUCGCGGAUUGGACCCCGACAGCCAGGGGGCAUUGCUCAAGCUGUUCGAGAUGCUGAUAGGCCAGUCUCAGCAGCCCUUGCUCCAACACAAGGCGGUGCUGCAGCCUCUACUGGGUCUGCUGGGGGCCUGUGCUGAGCCCCAGCUGGGCUGCCCUCCUUCUCUGGAGAACAGUCUGGUACUGCUGCUCAACCAGAUCUGUGUGUCGAUGGCGCGUGCCCCUGCGGUGUUGGAGCUGUUGUUUAGGUCGGCCCCGGCCCAACACGGUCCUACCAACCUGCUCAUCUUCUCCCUGUUGGUCCCCUUCAUCCACCGUGACGGAGCCAUCGGACAGCAGGCCCGGGACGCCCUGCUCCUCGUCAUGGCAACCUCCGCCAGCAACCAGGGCGUGGCACGCUACAUCGCAGAGAACUCCUACUUCUGCCCAGUGCUGGCCACGGGCCUCAGUGCUCUCUACUCCUCCCUGCCGAGGAAGAUAGAGGUACGGGGGGAUGACUGGCACGCUCUGCGCAGGGAGGACUGGAUGGGUGUGUCUUCUCUGGUGCUCUUCAUGAACUCUCUGGAGUUCUGUAACGCUGUCAUUCAGGUAGCUCACCCCCUGGUCCGCAGCCAGCUGGUCGACUAUGUCCACAACGGCUUCCUGGUCCCUGUCAUGGGACCCGCCCUACACAAGUCAUCUGUAGAUGAGAUGAUAGCCAGUACAGCCUACCUGGAUCUGUUCCUGCGCAGCGUGACGGAAACAGCUCUCCUCAAAACCUUCCUACGCUUCAUCCUCAUGCAUCGCCAUGACAACGACACCAUCCUGGACACCUUGCUAACGCGCGUCAGCAGCAACUCCAGGCUGUGUAUGGUGUCUUUGAGCCUGUUCAGGACUCUGCUCUCUCUCAACUGUGAAGACCUCAUGUUGCAGCUCGUUCUCAGGUAUCUUCUACCCUGUACCCAUGUGAUGUUGAGUCAGAGGCGUGCCAUCAGGGACACCGAUCUCUAUGGUAAAUCAGCUGACAAGUUCCUGUCCCUCAUCCCAGAGUGCUGCCGCCUCAGCGUACUGCCCUCUGCUGAGCGGGAGGAAGAACCAGCCUUCUGGGGAAAGGUACUGAAUAGCCCCAGCUCAGAGUCUCCUGUGCACCCCAAACCGAGCACUCCGUCCCGCCUGGCCCUCUUCAUGCGCCAGCAGAGCACUGCACUACCUUUCACCCCCUCCCCCACUGAGACGGUCCCCUCGUCCCCCCGCGGGGGCCCUAGCACCCCCCUGUCCCCCGACAGCCCCAUGCACCCCGUCCCAGAGGGGCUGGACUGGGAGUCGGGGUACCUGGAGUACCUCAGGGACGCCCGUAGGGGGGUAGAGCUGUGCUCCUGGGCCUGCCGGAACUGGUCAGCCCCCUACGACGGAGAGGACCCCUCACCGAACACGGCCCCUCUACCGCCCCCUCCCCCCACCUCCAACCCCUCCCUGGCCAUGUUCCCAGAGCACUUCUCCUUCCAGCAAGGAGGAGGAGGUGGUAGUACCUCCCACAGCCAGCAGAGGGCAGCGGUGGUGGCAGCAGCGCGGUCAGAGUGGAGCAGUACAGAGAGGGACAGUGGAGAGUGGGACGUCACCAUCGGUAAGAACAACUGUACCAUCAGUCUCACGCCCCGCACCAAGAAACGCAGCCUGCAGAGAGAGGAGGUCCCCCUCCCCAAACCUCUCCACCUCCCUCCUGACUCUACCUCUGCCUCCGUCCCUGACCCCUCUGCUGCCCCCCACCUCCCCUCCGGCCCCUCCAUAGGCCCUCACCAGGCCAUCUUCAAUGGAACGUCGUUGGGGGGUCAGGAGGACGGGUGUCCAGACAGCCGGGAUGGAGGGAUGGAGGUUAAGAAGGUGAAGAGAGAUUUGGACGAGCAGCAGCAGCACGGAGACUCUAGUCAGAAUGUUGCAGUAGGUGCCAGCCCAACCCCGGUCCCUACCCCGGCCCAGUCCUGUGGGCCCCUACAGGGGUUGCACAGGGAAGGGAAUGGAAGUGUGACUGGGGAAAACUCCAGGCGUCUAACAUCACACGUACAGAGUCACACCCGGGAUCAGCCUGCUCCGUGGACUCCAGCAUCCUGUGCCAACUCCUCCAACGUCAGCCUGACCCCUCAGGUCCCUGGAUCGGGACCUCCAGAGGCAAUGCUCUCUACCCAGUCAGAAGCAGUGGAGCGGCUGAUCUCUGAGCUCCUGGAUGGGGCUGGACCGGGGGAGGGGGGGCAGCAGGGGCCUGGAGACUCCAAUGGCCAGGGCAUCAGCAUCGAGGCCUUCACCCAGGAACUCCGGGAGCUGGAGGAGAGGGUGAGGGAGAGGAGCAGGGGGGUGGGGCUUCUCAGACAGCUGGAGGAGACCACCAGAGACCCCGACUCAGAGGAACCACUGCCCCCCUCACCCCUGGACGCUGACCUGAUUGGGACUGGGGCAGGGGCUGGAGUGGAGCCCAAGGUAGUGGGGUCAGCUGUGGGGCUGUUCAGCCCUGCCAGGCCUCUAGGACAGCCAUCCGCUCAGCCCUACACAGGUCCGUUUAUGGUGGUUCUGUUUGCCAAGCUGGAGAACAUGCUCCAGAACUCUCUGUAUGUGAACAUCUUGCUGACAGGGAUCCUGUGCCAGCUAGCCUGCUACCCUCAGCCCCUGCUCCGAUCCUUCCUCCUCAACACCAACAUGGUGUUCCAGCCCAGCGUCAAGUCUCUCAUACAGGUUCUGGGCUCAGUAAAGAACCGCAUUGAGGUGUUUGCAGCAUCCCAUGAGGACUUCCCUGCCAUGCUGAGGAAAGCCCAGCGCUACCUGGUCGCCAGGGGCAAGGUGGACUGGGCUGACUCUUCCCCCAUGGGGGUACCCACCCUGCGACGCUCUGAUUCCCUGGUGAAGAGCCGGAAACCUUCGCUAGGAGACCUGAUCAUGCGACACACCAACAGCCCCACGCGGGCACGCCACGCCGCCCAGCUUGCCCUGGCCCACGUACGAGACGGCGGCCAAUCGCUGCACAGUGCCCUGUUCCGGGGAGGGACUGGGGGAGGGGCGUCGGGGCUGGAGAAACAGGUGGAGGCUCUGAGGGUGAAGAACGCCGUCUACUGCGCCGUCAUCUUCUCUGAGUUCCUCAAGGAGCUGGCCGCUCUGGCCCAGGAGCACGCCGUCUCCAUGCCCUUCCUCCAGAGCCACGACACUGAGGAGUGAUGCUGUCAGUCUCCGUGCCCUUCCUGAGGAGA
Molecule: messenger RNA, 4325 nt
Organism: Oncorhynchus kisutch (coho salmon)
Lineage: Eukaryota; Metazoa; Chordata; Actinopteri; Salmoniformes; Salmonidae
Gene: fhip1b
Product: FHF complex subunit HOOK interacting protein 1B
Exons: 14
Coding region: 760-4293 (1177 amino acids)
Biological process (GO): endosome organization; endosome to lysosome transport; early endosome to late endosome transport
Cellular component (GO): FHF complex
Source: RefSeq, a predicted model, not a curated record